AUGGCGCCUAUUACCCUGCGUUGGCGAGUGAAAAUAAAUAGGUGCAAAGGCACUGCGGGUGUGCAUUACAUUAAUAUCGAUGUUCUAGAUGAUUACAUGUGUCUUGAUACCAAGAAGACCAAUGGCCUAGCUCCUGUUGCGUCUGAGGUUAGUGCAAACCUUCGACACCACAGCGCCAUAAAAGCUGCGGAGGCUGGGAAGUCCACCCACCGUCGAUAUGCUCACAUACGCACUCGUGAAGCCUUGAAGCUUGAAGAGGACCUUGAAGCAUCCUUCGCGUGGGCACCUUCACUCUCGGCCAAGCCUCGUGAUGCAGAUGACGACCUUCUCGCUGGUGCAGAGAGUAUCUCGCCUGAUGAAAUUACUGCUGAAUCUGCGGUUCUCGAAGAGUUGAAGAAGAUUGAAGAAGUUCAAAAUAUUAACAAAGUUGAAGUGCUGGAGGAAAAUGCUUUUGAUUUUUUUCAACGAGGAAUAAUACCACAGGCUAUUUUAGAUGAGGCUCAACGAGAUGUUUUACUAGGUGCUGGCUCUUUCAACCCGCUUCGAGGACUGGCAGGUCAAAUCAGGAUCCUAAGGCGCGUAGUGUCACAACCCAAGUUCUUGCAACAAUCAACAUCUGUGUCGCAAGGUUCGCCCACGUUCGAACAUGCGCUAACAAACAUAGAUGCUGCCAAAGCAACAACAACGGCGAGGAAGGAGAAGCGCAUUUUCUGUACGAGGUGA
Messenger RNA from Suillus discolor, 723 nucleotides. RefSeq lists its product as uncharacterized. NCBI's taxonomy places the organism in Eukaryota, Fungi, Basidiomycota, Agaricomycetes, Boletales, Suillaceae. The transcript is spliced from 4 exons. The record is from RefSeq and is a predicted model, not a curated record. The coding region runs from base 1 to 723 and encodes 240 amino acids.